Apis dorsata (giant honeybee) is the source of this 1010-nucleotide messenger RNA. RefSeq lists its product as uncharacterized. The record is from RefSeq and is a predicted model, not a curated record. The transcript has 2 exons. Lineage: Eukaryota; Metazoa; Arthropoda; Insecta; Hymenoptera; Apidae. The coding region runs from base 132 to 482 and encodes 116 amino acids.
CUUUUUUUUUUUUUUUUUCUUUUUUUCCUUUCACGGAAUCAAAUGGAAAUUUCUGCCUCGCGCGCACAACAGGCAUCGAGACAUCAUUUUUCCAGGCAAUUAUCCACGGUUUUUGCGGCCACGUCUAGACGAUGCCUCGUUCGUGUCCGUGUAGCGACGAAGAAACGAAAUGGCAGGUAACGAGGCGCCUGACAUCCGUCGAAGAACUGGCGACCGACGAUAACGGUGCUCCAGAAACGAUAACCAGUUCGAGCCGUCUGGUUCGGCGACCAAUAAGGAUCAUUGACUCCCUGUUAUCGCGCCGCAAUUCCCAGAUGUCUAAUACUCGACGAGAGAGUAUUUUUCGCAAAUAUUUUGACCAAACCGAGGCCGAGAAUGAGCAAGAUAUCGAAGAUUUCUUGGAAAUAAAGGAGGCUGUCCUCGCGUUCCGCAUCUUUCGCGAGGCUUUAAUGACCACCACGUGGUGCUAUCAUCGGAGGUAGUACGUGAGAAACACGGACGAGUAUCAUCACGCGGUGACUCGCUAAAAUUAUCCGUGCUUCUCUUUCGAGGCAACACCGUAGGAUGAGAAUUAAGCCGGCGCAAAAAACCAAGGCGACCGUGAAGACCAGCGACGGUCUCUUCGGUUUCUCAAAGGACUUCUCCUGGGAAGGUAGUCAAGUGGAACCCUCCUGUUUCUUCGCUGACAAUGUUCCCUUUCGAAUAUUUUUUCUUUUUUUUUUUCUCUCUCUCUCUCGGCAGAAUUUUUUUCUCCCGGCGAAGGAGAUGUUUCACUCCUUUUCUUCUUCUUUUAUUUUUGCGUUUUGUCGACGAUUUUUUCCUCUUUUUUUUUCUUUUUUUUUUUUUUUCUUAGGAAUUUUGAGUCGUACUCCACUACGAAUUUUAUCUUCGUUUAUUUCAACGAUGAAUUAUAAUCCUGUUCGCAAAAUUAUUCCAAAUCUUGCUUGCAACGCUUAUUGUUAAUUAUUAAGAUUGUAAUAAUGUAAUAAUUAAAUGCUGUAAUUGAAAUU